AUGUACAUACAAUACUCAGCAGAGGAAUUAAUUUCCUUACCAGCAAGACAUCAAGUGUUUAUUUGUUGUGAUGGAGCCUCAAAAGGGAAUCCACGAAAGGAUGGUUUUGGUUUUGUGGAAAGAACAUAUUAUGGGAGUUGUGCUGGUGCUGCAUCAGGUGGUUUGGGCAUAGCAACCAAUUAUCUUGCUGAGGUAAUGGCACUAAUUGUUGGAGGUGAAUGGGCUGUGAGUAAGAAGAUGUUAGAUGUAUGUUUCAGACUGGAUUCAAAUGCAGUGUUAGUGGCUUUUAACAGUGGCAAAAUUCCCUGGAUGGUGGUAAACAGAUGGAAGAACAUAGUGCAAAGCAUCACUUCAAUCAGCUUCAGGCAUUCAUACAGAAAAAUUAAUUCCUCUGUUGGUACAAUGGCAAAAAAGGGAGCUCUGCUGGAAAGAGGUGAGGUGAUAUACUAUGAUACAAAACCAACUUUUCUUGGAGUUCUGGAGAGGGAAGAUGGUAUAUAUUUCAGAUUUUGUUAA
Molecule: messenger RNA, 516 nt
Organism: Papaver somniferum (opium poppy)
Lineage: Eukaryota; Viridiplantae; Streptophyta; Magnoliopsida; Ranunculales; Papaveraceae
Exons: 1
Coding region: 1-516 (171 amino acids)
Molecular function (GO): nucleic acid binding; RNA-DNA hybrid ribonuclease activity
Source: RefSeq, a predicted model, not a curated record